UCAGCUGUGACUCACAUGUUUACAGGUCGGUGUAAUGUACUCUCGGUCAACCUUAACAACGUCUGGACAUCUCUGAUUGAUUGAUGAUUGAUUACGAUUAAGCCACCCAAAAGGUGGCACGGGCAUGAAUAGCUUGAGCCUUGGUGAGGGUUUGAAUCUAUGUGCUGAGUGUUCCCAGAGGCACUAUUGUCAAUUAUUAAUUGUUUAGGUUAAAAUAGUUGUGUUAGUGGUGCAGAGUAACAUGGCUAGUCCCAGGAACCUCUAUGCUCUUUUUCAAAGUAAGGCUGCUGAAUGUCCCCAAAACUUGGCAGUUAUAUAUUUUGAAGAUGAAUGCCAAGAAAAGAAGGUUACAUAUAGUGAAUUACAAACAGAAGCUGUUAAAGUAGCUAGGAUUCUGUCUGAAAGUACUAGAGAUAAUGAAGAUAAGGAUUUGUUUAUACGUGCAGGUUUGUCAAAAGAGCAGCCGUAUGAAAAGCAUAAACAUGUGGUAUUGAAACAAAAUACUCAAACUAAAAGUGUUCAUGAUAAGCACUCAUUUUCUAGUGAGAACAAAAAUGAGUUUAAUGAUGAAAUUUCAGUUGGAAACUUGUAUAGCCUUAAUGGCAGGCAAUCAUAUGUCAGUGAGGACCUAGGCUCCAAUAAUAAUUAUGAACAGAAAACUGUUAUUGGAAUUUUGUGUUCCCAAGGACCAGGAGCAGUUGCUUGUAUACUUGGGAUAGUGAGUCAAAAUGCCUAUAUAUAUAUUUCUCCAGAAUAUACUAAGCAAGAACUUGCAUCAAUACUUGGUCGAGUGUGUCCUAAGAGAAUAUUGGUGGAAGAAAAAUACUUGGAAAAUAUUGCAGAAAUCCCCUUUGUUGUUAAAGACUGCUUUUGUUUAUUUGAAACUUGCUUUAAAAUAAUUUCUCUCGAUAGUGAAAACCAAUCAAUAUCUCAAAGAAAUGGCAUGAACGACCUGGCAUAUGUGAUCCCAACUUCAGGAUCAACUGGUGUUCCAAAGUAUGUGUUUGUGCCCCAUCGUUGUAUAGUGCCAAAUAUCAUAGAUUUAGCCUCCUUAUUUGGAGUAGAGCAGGACGACUGUAUCUUUUGUGCUGCUCCUCUCACAUUUGACCCAAGUGUUGUAGACAUGUUCAUGGCAUUCACAGCUGGAGCAGUGCUAGUUAUGGUAUCCCCUCAUCUUUUGAAAAUGCCAAGAAUUUUGCUUAAUAUCAUGGUGAAGAAUAAAGUUUCAAUUUUACAAGCUACUCCAACUCUUCUGUUAAGUUUUGGAAAAGAUAGAUUAAGAAACUCACUCUUUGCAAAAUAUUCUCCUCUUAAGGUUUUGGCUUUAGGAGGUGAGAUAUUCCCGAAAUUGUCAUUUUUAAAGCAGAUAGUUAAUGAGAAGUGCAGAAUAAGAAUUUUUAAUCUUUAUGGCAUAACUGAGGUGUCCUGUUGGGCUACUGUAGCAGAAAUUGUAUUAAACAGAUCAGAAUCAGUGACCAGUACAGAGCAAGGUCAACAAAUAAUAGUAGCAGGUAAUGAUACAAAAACAAAUUAUGUGGCUGGGGAAUUCAACAUGCUAGAAUAUUCAUUUUCAGACAUGGUUCCAAUAGGUGACUCGCUAAGCUUCACUACAGUCAAGCUGCUCAACAAGAGUGGAGGAGAAGUUAAAGAGGGUGAAGAGGGAGAAAUAUUUAUUGGAGGGCACGAGAGAGAGUGCUGGGUGGAUGAUGGUACUGAAGUUCUUAAGCAAGAAAGCAGAGAUAUAAACAAUACGUAUAUCCAAGCUGUUUUCCGGAAAACAGGUGACAGAGGAAUACUGAGUAAAGGUCAUAUUUAUUGUAUUGGAAGAUUAGACAGACAAGUAAAGCGUAAUGGACAAAAAAUUAGUCUUGCUGAAAUUUGUAAACAGUGUAGAAGCUUGGAUUAUGUGGAUAAUUGCCAUGUAGAAUUACUUAGUGGAAAUAAAAUUACAACUUUUGUGUACUCAGAUAGAAAAACUCUAGUUGCUGAGGAUGUCUGGCAGGAUCUGAAGAGAAAAAUAUCGUACUGGAAAUUACCAGAUAAUAUAAUUAUAGUUAAGAAUGUGCCCUUUAAUAAACAUGGAAAAGUUGACACACUUCAGUUGCUGUCUACUGAAUACCAUUCCUCUGCAUUAAACUGCAGUAAUUAUAACACUUCAUUAGAAAGUUAUUUUGAAGAUUUAUGGAAGAAAAUUCUUGGAUGCUAUAAUGUGGGUCCAAAUGAUAAUUUUAUCAAGUCUGGUGGAACCUCACUUAAUGCUGUAUACUUUACAGAAGAAUUGAAAGACUUUUUAGGCUGUGAGGUACCAAAGCUUCUUGAUGUGUUGCUUAAUGAAACCUUUUCAAAAACCUUACAGGUAACAAAAAAAUAUCAACAUUCUAUAGAGAAUUUAAAAAAUGUUGAGAGCUUGUAUACACAAAAUCCAAAAAAGCUCAAAAGUGAACAUAAACAAGCCUACAGUAGUCAGUCCAUGUACAUUAAACCAGCAACAAUAAAUUAUGAAGACUAUUCCAAGCCAAAAAAUAGUUUUUCCAAGUCCCAUUACAAAGGGAAGUCUGAGAAAUCUAAUAAUUCAAAAAAUGAACACGAGUCUUUACUCUCUGAUCCAACACUAACUAUUUUAUCAAGACGAGGUGUGCAUAGUAGAGGAAUGUUGUUACCAAAUUAUUAUGCUGUACCAUAUAAAAUAGAAUUACUGUGGAAGUAUAAUCUUAGCAAAUGCAUCGACUCAUCUCCCGUGGUUACUGAAUACAACAAUGGGAACAUUUUUGUUUUUGUUGGCUCGCAUUCUCAUAAAUUUGCAUGCAUCAAUGCCAUGACUGGAAUGGCAAGGUGGUGCCUACUGCUGGGAGAUAGAGUGGAGUCUUCACCCAUUGUUUCAAGAGACGGCAGACACGUGUAUGUUGGUUGCUAUGAUAGUUAUUUAUAUUGUAUUUGUAUUGAAAAUGGACAAAUCCUGUGGAAGUAUAAAACAGGAGGGGAGGUGAAAAGCUCUCCAGUCAUUGAUGAUGAAUUGAACUUGGUGAUAUUUGGUUCUCAUGACAAAAAAUUAUACUGUUUAACAGCAGAUGGUGAAUUAAAAUGGAGUACAAAGCUUUCACAUGGCAGUGUAUUCUCUUCGCCUUGUGUUACUUGUAACUAUGUGUUGGCUGCAACACUUGACGGUGUAGUUUGUGGGGUGGAUAAGAACACUGGUAAUAUUAAGUGGAGUAUAUCUGCUAAGAAACCUGUCUUUAGUUCACUUGCUUCAUACUCAAGAGGUGUAAUUUUUGCAAAUGUUUGUGGCGAGAUAUUUAGUUACUCUCUUUUGGGCUCUAGGCUUUGGAUAUUUAAGACAGAAGGCAAUGUGUUUUCCUCCCCAUUUGUGUUGACGUUAGAAAAUGGUGCGGAAGUAAUCGGCAUUGGCUGCCACGACCAUAGUGUAUAUUUCCUUAACAGUUAUGGUGAUAAAAUAGCACAAUACAAAGGGUCGUCUCCCAUUUAUGCAACCCCAUUUUUAUUUUCUUUGUGCGAUCACAAGACAUUCCGAGCAGUAAUAUGUGAAACAUCUGGGAGAUUGUUUAUAGUUCAUGUAGUAUUCCAAAUUGAAGUAGACACUGAAAACCCUAAUACUAGUGUUAUAUCCCCAAAUGCAGUCAUUGAGGUUGUUUUGGAAACUAUAUUAAAUGGCGAGCUUUUUGCAUCUCCUAUAUUUUUCAGGAAUAAAUUAUAUGUUGGAAGUAGAGAUGAUUUUCUUUACUGCUUUAAUUUACAUUCGUAGUUGUCAGGAACUAAGAUUAUAUUAGUUUGGUAUAUCACUUUGAAGUGCAAUAAUAUUGAAUUAGGGCUGUGAAUGUUAUAUAUGCAAUAUUGAUGUACUACAUAUUUUAAUAAAUGUGAAACAAUU
Messenger RNA from Procambarus clarkii (red swamp crayfish), 3886 nucleotides. RefSeq names its product Aminoadipate-semialdehyde dehydrogenase (gene Aasdh). Lineage: Eukaryota; Metazoa; Arthropoda; Malacostraca; Decapoda; Cambaridae. Gene Ontology annotation, molecular function: protein binding. Gene Ontology annotation, biological process: amino acid activation for nonribosomal peptide biosynthetic process. The record is from RefSeq and is a predicted model, not a curated record.